AAAACGUCCGUGACGUAUGAUUUUCAAAUAGCUCUUCAUGCAAAAUGCAAUAGCAAUGAAAGCAGACCCACUUCACGGUUCUCUUGCCAUAGCCUCUUCCGUCUCCUCCCACAGGUUUUUGACUGGUGGGUAAGAUGGUCAACGCUAACUGGAGGCCCACGCGGCCGGGUGGCGGAGGAGGCGGGGGCACCGAAGCUGCACUUGAUGAAGGCUGUUGGAGGGCUCAGUUGCCGCCCCGAUCACGGGAAAGGAUUGUCGACAAGAUUCCUAUUUUUAAAGGAAGAUAUCUGAAGAUAUUGUCAAUGGAGACAGAGCGUCAGGGUACCAUACCUAAUGCUUUGCCAUUUAACUCUGCUGGGAGUAGCAGUGAGGACUCGGCAGUCAAACGUGCACGAUUACCUUCUUCUAAUCAAGAUGAAACCCAGAACGCGGUGGAUUACAUCAGCCAAUUGCCUGAUGCCAUAAUCUUUCAUAUCUUCUCCUUCUUGACCACAAAAGACACCAUCAAAACCAGUGUCUUGUCCAAGCAAUGGCGUUCCACUUGGACCUCUAAUCAGUAUAUGAGUUUCUCUUUGCCCCCUGGUGGUAGUCAGAAAUCCAAGGGCUUCAUUGCUUUUGUCGACUCAGUGCUGUCACGCUACACCGCAAAAAAGUUGAAAAGAUUCCUCUUUGAUGCUCCUUGUCCCGCCUCAAUGCGGUUUAGUCUUGGUUGGUGGCCCCAGUUGGCAGUUGAGCGUGAUGUUGAAGAGGUAUCGGCAAGUCUUGAUAGGUGGCUCCAGUUUGCAGUUGAGCAUGAUGUCGAAGAGGUAUCGGUAACCCUAAAUAAUCACCGCCACAAAAUUUAUGCAUUGCCUCAAAUCUUGUUUUCCUGCAAAACACUGGUGAGUUUGCGCAUAUCCCGAUGCUGUUUUUCGGUGUUUGGCACUGUGAAUUGGUGUUCAUUGAAGAUAUUGCGCAUUGAACUUGCGGAGUUGAACGAUGAUGGGAUGAUGAGAGUUUUGAGUGGCAGCCCUGUUCUAGAGCUCCUUGAGUUGAAACGUUGCGUGGGCGUCAAGCACAUCAUUGUUGAAUCAAAAAGUUUUAGAGAGUUGGUGAUUGAUUCUCAUGAGUUUUAUGGUCAAGCUUCCAUGUUGAAAAUUUCAGCUCCUCAUCUUCUCAAAUUGUGCCUAUUGGGCAAGUCUCGAGGGGGAGAGUUUAGACUAGAUGAAGUAUCUUCCUUGAUUGAGGCCGAGUUAAAUUUUGAAAUGCUCGAUGAGGUUAAGGCUCGUGCCGAUCUUCUCAAGGGGCUUCUCGAGAGGCUGCAUAAUGUCACGAAAUUAGUGAUGGGGAGCUGGUGCCUUCAGGCGCUGUCGCUAAUGGAGGCGAGAGAUAUGUUUCUUCCAUCCUUAAAAUGUCGGCAUCUGAUAUUACUCGGCGCAGCAGGCCAUGAGGGAGUUCCUGAGGCUAUAGCGAAAAUACUCGAAAGUACGCGGCUCUUGGAGAAGUUAUUCUUACAAAUGACUUGCACACCCGAUUCUGAGAUUGGGUUGAAGGCGGAGAGGGCAGGCUGUCGCGUCUUUGCUGGAGAAGAAUUUUGGAAUUUUGUAAAGUGGAGGAUCUAUCAUUGUUUGAUGCAUCUCAGGCAUGUUGAGAUUGUUGAUGGCGGUGCCAGUCUGCUGGCAUGGGAACCUGUUCUUUCCCUGCUCAAGUUUCUCCUCCAGAAUGCACUUUGGCUGGACAAAAUAGUGAUCGACAGUACCAAUUCCAAAUCAUCCCAAGCAUCUGAACCGUCACCGCUGCUUGAAGUGGCCCGGAUUCUUCUGUCGCACCCAAAGUGUUCUCCAAGCGCCAAGGUCAUUCUUAGAUAUCCUUUCCAAGGAUGUCCGUCUGUGUAAAUCCUGAUCAUUUCGUCAACACCGGUGACUUCUUUUUCUCCUUUUUGUACCCCUGAAUUUUACCUUGACAUUUUCAGGAGAUGUAAUUGUAUGUACCUGUCGCAAAUUAACCGAUUCGUUCUGACGUGUCGUUCUUCUUUUCUUUUUGUGGUGGUAGAACUUUCAGUCCUCUUACUGGGAGAAAGCAUGCUAUAUAAAGCUGAUAUUGCAUAGCA
Messenger RNA from Eucalyptus grandis, 2089 nucleotides. RefSeq names its product putative F-box/LRR-repeat protein At3g18150. NCBI's taxonomy places the organism in Eukaryota, Viridiplantae, Streptophyta, Magnoliopsida, Myrtales, Myrtaceae. Gene Ontology annotation, molecular function: protein binding. The coding region runs from base 135 to 1874 and encodes 579 amino acids. The record is from RefSeq and is a predicted model, not a curated record. The transcript has 6 exons.